AUCUCACCCAGCACCAGAGGAUGCACACGGGAGAGAGGCCCUACGAGUGCUCCGAGUGCGGCAAGGGCUUCAGCGUGAGCUCCAAGCUGCUGCGCCACCAGGUGAUUCACACCGGCGAGAAGCCCUUCAGGUGUGCCGAGUGCGGCAAGAGCUUCUGCGGGAACUCGCAGCUGGUGCAGCACCGGCGGGUGCACACCGGGGAGAGGCCCUACACGUGCAGCAGCUGCGGGAGCAGCUUCAGCCUGAGCUCGGCUCUGGCUCGGCACCGGCGCGUCCACAGCGGGGAGAAGCCCUACGGCUGCGGCGAGUGCGGGAAGAGCUUCAGCCAGAGCUCCGAGCUCGUGAAGCACCGGCGGGUGCACAGCGGGGAGAAGCCGUACAAGUGCUCCGAGUGCGGGAAGGGCUUCACCGUCAGUUCGGCCCUCAUCCAGCACCGCCGGUUCCACGCGGGAGAGCGGCCGUACGGGUGCUCCGAGUGCGGGAAGAGCUUCACGGUGAGCUCCCAGCUCAUCCAGCACCGCCGCUUCCACACCGGGGAGCGCCCCUUCGAGUGCGCGGAGUGCGGGAAGAGCUUCCUCUGGAGGUCGGCUCUGCUGCGGCACCGGCGGGUGCACAGCGGGGAGCGGCCGUACGCCUGUACCGACUGCGGGGACAGCUUCAGGCAGAGCGCCCACCUCACCCAGCACCGCCGCACGCACACGGGCGAGCGGCCCUACGCCUGUGCCGACUGCGGCAGGGGCUUCGCCGUCAGCUCCGCGCUGCUGCGGCACCGGCGCGUCCACAGCGCGGGGCAGCCCUAGGCUCCGGUCCCCGCGGUGCCGCUGCCUCCGUUCUCCCCGUUCACUGCCCUGCUCUCGGGAUGGGAAGGACUUUCUUUUAGGAGAACGAGUCCUUAAAGAGAGACGUCCAAAUAGGGGAGAGUCAGUGCGAAGAGCUGGAGCUCUGGAGAGGAGCGUGGACACGUCAGGGGCGGUUGGUGGUGUUCGGAGGGAAAGCUCCUGGGAGAGAAAGGAAGUGAUUUUAAAAGGCUGCAACGUGCUUCAUGUAUUUCAGAAGAAGAUUGAUCCCCAGCAGUGACCACAAUGCCAUCAGCCCUGGAGAGCCCAGAGGGGGGAGAGGAAGAUGUCUUGCACUAUGAGGAAAUAGAAGAUGGUGCUGUCAGCCCCAUGGACCUCUCAGAGCUGCUGAAGGAGGGGACGAAGGAGUCUCACGACCGUGCAGAGAACACUCAGUUUGUCAAGGACUUCCUCAAGGGGCGCAUCAAGAAGGAACUCUUCAAGCUGGCCACCGUGGCCCUUUACUUCACCUACUCUGCUCUGGAAGAGGAGAUGGAUCACAACAAGGACAACCCAGUCUUUGCUCCUCUGUAUUUCCCCGUAGAGCUUCACCGGAGAGAAGCUUUGGCCAAAGACCUCAAAUAUUUCUAUGGGGAAGAGUGGAAAGAAAAGAUCCAGUGUUCAGAGGCAACUCAGCAAUAUGUGGACAGAAUCCAUCAUGUGGGACAACACGAGCCAGAGCUGCUGGUGGCUCAUGCUUACACACGCUACAUGGGGGACCUCUCAGGUGGCCAGGUGCUGAAGAAGGUAGCCCAGAGGGCCCUGAAGUUGCCCAGUACUGAGGAAGGGAUCAAAUUCUACGUGUUUGACAACAUUUCCAACGCACAGCAGUUCAAGCAGCUUUACAGAGCAAGAAUGAAUGCUCUGGACUUGGACAAGAACACCAAGGAAAGGAUCGUGGAAGAGGCCAACAAAGCCUUCAGAUUUAACAUGCAGGUGUUUGAUGAGCUGGACAAGAUCGGCAGGUCGCUGGCAGAAGAAGCCCAAGACGGAGGUUUCCCCGUCCACGAUGGAAAAGGAGACAUCCGCAAGUGCCCGUACUAUGCAGACAAACUGGGCACAGCAAGCCCCAGCUGCCCCUUCCACGCUGCCCUGGGCCUGGCCAGGCAGCCCCUGGUGCAGCUGCUGCUGGCAGCCUGCAUGGCCGUGGCAGCAGGAGCUGCAGCCUGGUACAUCCUGUGAUGGGCACAGCGUGGCUCUGCUUGGGGGCAAGGGGAGAGCCCUGCCCGUUUUCUGACCUUCCCUUGCUGGUGGUGAGUUGGCUGCAGAGUGGGAGUAAGGAAAUAAACAGGAAUCCUUUGGGGUUGUCCCAGCCUCCUUGCACACUGCUGUAACACAAAGUCUUUAGCUGACUAGUGCACAGGACUGGUUGGUGCCAGGGGGUGAGGACUCCACUGCAGCACUGCCCUGCCCAGGCUGGGGCAGCUUCUAAGGCUAGAGAUGUUCUGUCCUGUCCUGGCAAAGGCUUCACUUGCUUGGCUUUUCAUCUCCAUCCCCGAAGCAGUGUCUGGAGGGGGUUCCCUGCCCUGGGUUGUAUCCACAGAAUGUGUCGUGAGCCUUCCAAACAACAAGCACUUGCUUUGCUACCCUGAGAAGCUAGGCUGUGCCAUGGGGCUGUUAGCUCAUAGGAGUAUCCUGUUUGGUGCAAUGUCCUAGGAACCAAGUCUGACUCCUGUUGGGGAUGGGGGUGGGACCAUGGUGGGUAUGGAGGUGACAAAUAUGUAUUGUGCAACUUUGGGGUUGAGGGUUGGUUGUCGGUUAUUUUUCCUGAAGCCUUGACUGGAAUAAAAAGUUGUAAUGCUGUA
Oenanthe melanoleuca is the source of this 2641-nucleotide messenger RNA. It is a transcript of the gene HMOX2, whose product is annotated as heme oxygenase 2. Lineage: Eukaryota; Metazoa; Chordata; Aves; Passeriformes; Muscicapidae. Bases 1083 to 2018 code for a protein of 311 amino acids. The transcript has 6 exons. Gene Ontology annotation, biological process: heme oxidation; heme catabolic process; response to oxidative stress. Gene Ontology annotation, molecular function: heme binding; heme oxygenase (decyclizing) activity. The record is from RefSeq and is a predicted model, not a curated record.